This is a messenger RNA of Musa acuminata subsp. malaccensis (wild Malaysian banana), 2363 nucleotides long. NCBI's taxonomy places the organism in Eukaryota, Viridiplantae, Streptophyta, Magnoliopsida, Zingiberales, Musaceae. The record is from RefSeq and is a predicted model, not a curated record.
UCGAAUCCCUUGUUUAAUUCCCUCCGUCGCCCUCGCUGAGUUUUGUGUUGAUCCGUACAUGGGGUCUGAGCUCUUGGUCGAACCCCUUCUUCUCGAUGCCGCCCGUUUGUGGGGUGCUCUAGUUGAAUCCGAGUCUUUUUUUUUUUCGUAUUCGUGUUCCUCCAUUUUUGUUCUUCUUUGUUGUCAAGUUGCGAUUUUUCAUGCACCGUAUUUGAUUUGUUGUUGGUCCUCUGUGAGAUGAGCGGCUUGUGGUGUCAGUUUUGAGCUAAAAAUCGGGUUUUGCUAGCUUUGGAGUGAAAUGGCUGGUGCUGCUUGGAAUGCUUCUGAGUUGAUUUUGCCAGAAUGUCUUUUCUCUUGAUGCAAGCCAACUGCAGUCUGUUGCAUUUUCUCAAACGGUGCCAUUUUUGAGCUAAAAAAAUUCGAAUUUUGAUUUCUUUGAAGUGAAAUGGUCGUUGCGGAUUUGAUUGCGUUUCAGUCGAUCUUGCUAUAUUUGGAGUACGAAAUCCCUUCAGAGCUCAUUCUACAAUAUGUCUCUUCCCUUUUAUGUGAUCGAACUGCAAUGUGUUGCGUUUUCUCAAUUCAUUUAGGUGGACAAACACCAGUACAUUGACGUAGAUUUGAUUCUUUUACUGGCAUUUAAGAGAGUGUUUGUUUACCUACUAUCCGAUCAUGUAAUAUAUUGUCAAUUGUGUUAUCCAUUAUGAUGUUGCUUCCACCGUUUUUCUUAUUUGUAUCCCACACAUUAGACCUGACUGGGAUCUGAUGAUGGCUUCAUCUUCACUUCCGCAUCCUUGCUGAAAAUUAUUUGCAUGGCCCAGGCCAUAUUCAUCUAAAGUUGAACUGAUGAAUAUCAUGGGUAUAUCUGCAAAAUGGCUUAGAUCGUUGGUUGGAAUAAGGAAACAUGAGAAAUUGCAACAUCCAGAAAAUGAUAAAUAUACUAGUGCCUCUGCCAACAAGUUGAAUAGCCAGAAGGAAAACUAUGUUGGUCUUGAUCCUGCUACAACAGAAGAUGAGUUGGCUCUGGGAUCGGCUCUAUCAACUGGAGAUGCCAAUCUACAGUCAAAUUCAGAUUCUGCUUCCUCUCCUACCGCACAAAUGACAAGUCAAACUCAGCAGAACAUGAGAGAGGAGUGGGCUGCCACGGUUAUUCAAACUGCUUUUCGAGCAUUCCUGGCUAGAAGGGCUUUACGGGCUCUCAAAGGACUAGUUAGAUUACAGGCCCUCGUUAGGGGUCAUGCUGUGAGAAAACAAGCUGCAAUAACUCUUCGCUGCAUGCAAGCUCUGGUAAGGGUGCAGGCCCGUGUAAGAGCCAGGCGAGUUCGCUUGGCAUUAGAAAGUCAAUUGGGAGGUCAAACGGUUCAGGAACAACAAUCACAUGAAGAAGCUCGCACAAGAGAAAUAGAGGAAGGCUGGUGUGACAGUGUUGGCUCUGUGGAGGAAAUUCAAGCGAAGUUGUUGAGGAGGCAAGAAGCUGCUGCCAAGCGUGAGAGAGCUAUGGCAUAUGCUGUCACUCAUCAGUGGCAAGCAGGCCUUAGGAAGCCAGCUGCCUCUGCGGGUUUUGAGCCAGAUAAAAAUAACUGGGGUUGGAACUGGUUAGAGAGAUGGAUGGCUGUUCGUCCAUGGGAGAAUAGGUUUCUUGAUAUUAGUCUUAAAGAUGGGGUUAAAAUUCACGAGAAUGGAACAGCUGAAAGGAAGAACGAAAUCAGUGGAUUGCAGACUCAACCCCAGACUCAGAAUGUACCCAGUGGCAAGAGACCCAUUUCAAAUCUUCACUCGAAUAUCAUAAACCAUAAAUCAGUGCCACUGGUGUCUCAUGCAAGUGGUUUCUCCUCAAGCCAGUCUGCUAAUGUGCUAGCGACUUCUGGUUUUUCUUCAAGCCAGCCAAAACAAAAGCCAUCAUCUGAGGAGGUUUGCAUAGAAACUACAUCCCAAACUUCUGCUGUUGGAGCUCGGUCUUUGAGCAACCUGAAGGAUAGGCCAUCUCCAGUGGAAUCGCAGGUUAAGAAGUUGUCCUUACCAACCAGCGGUCUAGGAGUGGGGAAACAUGCUGCAAAUAAAGUUGCAAUAAACCAGUCAGAAAACAGAAGCACCCUAAAGGCACGCUUAAAUCUGAAGCAAAACACCAUGAAAUCCUAGGAUCAAAGCAUCAAAGGAGCUGAAUUGCAGAUACAAGAAUCCAAUUGGAGUUUUUGAUUCAUCAUCCAGUAGCUGAUCAUAAGCUUUCCUCUACUGGACUGAACUUUUCAUCGAUACAUAUUUGCAUGAUCUGGUUUAGGUAAAUUAUGAUGGCACGAUUCUCUACACCACUACUUUUUCGAUGCUGAAUGUCCGAUAGUGCUUAACCUCAAUAUUGUGAUCAGCUC